Messenger RNA from Anoplophora glabripennis (Asian longhorned beetle), 1664 nucleotides. Its product is annotated as putative inositol monophosphatase 3. NCBI's taxonomy places the organism in Eukaryota, Metazoa, Arthropoda, Insecta, Coleoptera, Cerambycidae. The record is from RefSeq and is a predicted model, not a curated record. Gene Ontology annotation, biological process: phosphatidylinositol phosphate biosynthetic process. The transcript is spliced from 4 exons. Gene Ontology annotation, cellular component: endomembrane system. The coding region runs from base 409 to 1395 and encodes 328 amino acids. Gene Ontology annotation, molecular function: 3'-nucleotidase activity.
UAUGUUACAUGUUUACAUUGUGUACUGAAAUAGGGAAUGCGGCCUCCCCUUUACUUAUUACUCUAAGAUAAUAACAUACAUUAAAUAACCUCAAUUCAAUCCUCAAUUACUUGAAUAAUUGUGGAAUAGAUCCUAUGAAUUAAUUAUUAGUGUAUAAAUACCUAAAUGAAACAAUAACAAUAGAAAGUUAAUUUUAAAAAAAUGUAGGGGCAUUAUGUUUAUUAAGAAGUAAAUUCAUACACGACAGUUUUAUUGAAAAUUUUUUAUUGUGUAAUCAUUAGUGUUUGUAUUGUGUGACGUGACAUUUGUAAACAAUUACUUAAAAAAGCUUUAUAUUCGUUUUAUUUAUAUUACAAUUUAUAUGGCAUUUCAUAUCAAGAUUUCUCCGAUAACCAUUUAGUUCUAAAAAUGAAUUUAGGUGGUAUAAUAUAUUUGAACAAAACUAGUAUAGGCAUUUUCAGUGGAGCACUGUUAUUUCUUUUUUUAUAUAUGACGUCCUAUAAAAAUGAUUUAAAUAAUGUAAAACUAAAUAGAUCAAAUAAAAUUAAUAUGCAUAAAUUACUUAAUAUCGCAAUAAAAGCAGCGGAAAAUGGUGGUCGAGAAGUGAUUCAAAGUAAAGAUAACAUUAAUAUACAAAAAAAAGGAUUAACAAAAGAGGGUUUAAUAGAUAGUGUAACAACUGCUGAUUUUCUAUCUCAUUGUGCAAUGAUGAGAACUUUGGAACAUUUUUAUCCUUCUCUAAAAAUAGUGUCUGAAGAAGCGAAAACCCGUUGUCAUAAAAAUCAGUAUGUUGAUUUAUCUUUACCUAUCUCAGUAGAUGAAAAUGAAUCUGUUGAAUUUAUUGAAGAGGAUGUAACUGUGUGGAUUGACCCUUUAGAUGCAACAUAUGAAUAUACAGAAAAAUUAUAUAAGUAUGUUACCGUCAUGGUUUGUGUUGCUGUUAAAGGCAAACCAAUUAUAGGUGUAAUACAUAAACCUUUCGAUAAGAGCACUUCAUGGGCCUGGGUAAAUACAAGUAAAUCAAAGGAUUUAUAUGGACAGGUACAUAAUAAAGAUGAAGACAUUCUAAAGAUAAUUAUAUCUAGGUCGCAUAAGGGGCAGAUAGAAGAAGUUUUGCAUAAGAAUUUUAAUAACAAAAUUCAGUUGGUUAUUGCUGCAGGUGCAGGAUACAAAGCUUUAGAAGUUGCUAAAGGAAACGUUGACGCUUACCUACACAUAACAGCAAUAAAAAAAUGGGACAUAUGUGCUGGAAAUGCAAUAAUAAAUGCUCUUGGUGGAAAAAUGACAACAAAAUAUAAUGAAGAAAUUGAUUAUUCAAACGGUGAUAAUGUGAAAAUUGAGAAUGGUCUUAUUGCUACUAUGAGGAAUCAUAACCUGUUUUUAGAAAAAUUAUAGAUUAUUACUAUUUAUUUUUAUUUCCUUCUACGGUCAGAGGAGUUAUAUCUCAUGUAGAAAUUAUUUAGGAACCAGAUAUAAAUUUAUGGGAAAUAGGUACUGUAUCAAAUUCUUAUUUUGAGAGUAAAAAUUCGUACAAGACUUAAGUGGAGGAUAAGAAUUAUUGGUAAUACUCUCCACUGCUCAGAACUUUAGUGUCGUUAAAUGUAAAAUGUGCAUUUAUUAUUUAUUGUAAUUUAUUACGAUAAUAUAAAAGCCUUAACUGCCUC